AUGAACAAUAUUGCUGCUAAAGUUGUGGUCUGCGUGAUCGGUCUUGUUGGAACCUUGGGAAUCCAUGGCCGCGCCAGAGCAGAUGGAUCAACAGCACUUCUGCUCGAGGCGCUGGAUAGCCCAACCCCGUAUAUUCUCCCAGGCACAGACUCUAUUCUGACCAGCACAUUCACCAAGUUCAAGCCCCUUGACUACAUCCUGCGCCUGCUUGUAUUAUUCUGGUGGGAGACGCUCGAUGGCUCUCAUCCAGACACUUCGGCCAUAGGCUUCUACUUCCUUGGACAGCUUUUGCCGUGCAUCGUCAUCGUUUACUUGGAUGCAUUGCGCGGGGAGAAGCCCAGUUUAGUAAAGCCUACACUCUGGCUUCUCCUCUUUCAGGUCGGCACCGUUGGGGCAACCGGCUUCAUUUGGGCCAUCGCGUAUAUCAUAUCAUCUCCGACUGUCCGGCUUAAGAUACCCGCAGACACCUUAAGGCGCUCUUCCAUGAUUCGUUCCCCAGUUUAUGUGCUGCUUCUAUUGCCUGCUCUCGCCCUCGGGUAUGGUAUUCCGGCGUUGUUCAUGUCGCUGCCGUCUUCAUCAACAUCAAACCCUCCGCUCCACUAUUCCUUCUUCGCCCUAUCCUACGGCAAAUACUGCCACGAUCUGUUCUCCGCGCAGCUCCUCCAAGCCCUAAUGGCAAAGGAGCUGCAACCACCCACCACCUUUAUGCAAUCCGAGUAA
Molecule: messenger RNA, 720 nt
Organism: Aspergillus puulaauensis
Lineage: Eukaryota; Fungi; Ascomycota; Eurotiomycetes; Eurotiales; Aspergillaceae
Exons: 3
Coding region: 1-720 (239 amino acids)
Source: RefSeq, a predicted model, not a curated record